GCCCUCCCUACCUUUAGCGAAACCAACGAGAGGACACCGCCGGCGUCUAGAGCAGCCCCACCAGGAGCCUAACCGAGUGGCGCGCGAACGUGAGAGGAGAACCGUGCGCGGCUGCGCUCUCCCGCCCCUGAGCCGUUGUAGACGCGGGGAAAAUGCUUUCUGAAAGCAGUUCAUUUUUGAAGGGUGUGAUGCUUGGAAGCAUUUUCUGUGCCUUGAUCACUAUACUAGGACAUGUUAGGAUUGGUUAUGGAAGUAGAAUGUACCACCAUGAGCAUCAUCACCUACAAGCUCCUAAUAAAGAAGAUAUCUUGAAAAUUUCGGAGGAUGAACGCAUGGAGCUCAGUAAGAGCUUUCGGGUAUACUGUAUCAUCCUUGUAAAACCCAAAGAUGUGAGUCUUUGGGCUGCAGUGAAGGAAACUUGGACCAAACACUGUGACAAAGCAGAGUUCUUCAGUUCUGAAAACGUUAAAGUGUUUAAGUCAAUUAACAUGGAAACAAAUGAUAUGUGGUUAAUGAUGAGAAAAGCUUACAAAUAUGCCUUUGAUAACUAUAGAAACCAAUACAACUGGUUCUUUCUUGCACGCCCCACUACGUUUGCUAUUAUUGAAAACUUAAAGUACUUUUUGUUAAAGAAGGAUCCAUCACAACCUUUCUAUCUAGGCCACACUGUAAAAUCUGGAGACCUUGAAUAUGUGAGUGUGGAAGGAGGAAUUGUCUUAAGUAUAGAAUCAAUGAAAAGACUUAACCACCUUCUCAGUAUCCCUGAAAAGUGCCCUGAACAGGGAGGGAUGAUUUGGAAGAUAUCUGAAGAUAAGCAGCUAGCAGUCUGCCUGAAAUACGCUGGAGUCCUUGCAGAAAAUGCAGAAGAUUCUGAAGGAAAAGAUGUAUUUAAUACCAAAUCUGUUGGGCUUUUUAUUAAAGAGGCAAUGACUAAUCACCCCAACCUGGUAGUAGAAGGAUGUUGUUCAGAUAUGGCCGUUACUUUUAAUGGACUGACUCCUAAUCAGAUGCAUGUGAUGAUGUAUGGGGUAUAUCGUCUUAGGGCAUUCGGCCAUGUUUUCAAUGAUGCAUUGGUUUUCUUACCUCCAAAUGUUUCUGAUAAUGACUAAUAAAUUAAACAAGAGCACGUACAUGAUGAUGGUAUAGGACAUGUGUUGUCAUUAUUUGUUGUAACAACUGCAUAUCCAACACAGCAGUAUGUUGUUUUUUUUUAAUUUGGCGACACUGGUUUAAUCACACAUUAAAGUUGAGUAAUACAUUUUUAAAUAGGAUGGAGUUUUUUCCUUAAAACACAUGAAAAUUUCAAAUGUAUUGGAAAGAAAUGUUUUAAGAGUAAUAAUUUUGCAAAUAAGGGAUAUAUUUAUAAAUAUAUUUAUGUGAUAAAUUCUAAAUUAUGAACAUUAAAAAUCUGUGUGGCACAUAUUUUUGCUGGUUGGUUAAAAAUUUUAACAUGUCUUUUUAGCUUUCUAAGAUGUGCAAAUGAAAUCUCUAGUUGUGAAUUUGUGAUUAAAGUUAAACUUUUAGCUAUGUGUUUUUAUUGCCUCUAAUGUUGGUUUAUGUUCUAAGCCUCUUUGAAUGCCAAUGGAUUUGCCUUCUGAAAACAUACAACCAAGCAACAAAGGAAACGUUCCCAACCAAUGUUAAAGUGAAAGUUGAACUCUAUCCCUGAGAGAAAAAAUGAAAAUUAACUUAUAAAAGUUAAUAAUUUUCCUGGGAGCUAAGUUAGGGGCGUUCCUUAGCACACACAAUUUCAGUGUAACUCUCUGUACUUCUCUAUGCAGAUACUGAAGUUUGAAUGGUGAUUACGAAGAAUGUAAUAUCAUAACUGUGUUGUUUCCCGGUGAAUCAAGCUCUCACCUGUGGCUUGGAUAAAAAUGUAUCAGUUGAGAUUUAUUUACUCCUGCUGGGCAAAUGAGUCCCAUGGAAGUCUCCUUUGAAGAACUUCUUUUGGCAGUCUGGCAGUUUCACUUACCUGAAUUAAGUCUGUCCUGUUUUUUGUUUACUUGUUCAAAUUCUGAGAUUUUUCCUAUGUUCAUGGUUGCACCACAUCCAGUUGUUUUUGGUGUGGAGGCCUUAACCUCACCAUUCACUUUGGCUUACCAUACUAUUUGCCUGAUUUCAGUAGCUACCCAGAAGCUUUAUCCAGUGGUGGACAAAAUAGCUCCUGUGCUUAUGAAUGUGUGAAAUACUUGGAGCUGACUUGUCCUAUAAUUGGGUCUACAUGUGCUAUAAGUCAGAUCCAUAAGCCUCCAUAAGGUGUAAGACCAUGACACUUUAGAGAUCAAUAUUUCCUGUAACUGACCUCAUGAUGUUAAUGGUCUCCCACAGCUUUUGCAAACUAGAAAGAGAAUUUCCUCAAGAGGGCCUCGGGCUUCAUCUUAUUGGUCAUUAGAGUAGUAUGGAAACCCUUUGUUUUAAUUUAUCUUUCCUUAUUGAGGCUUUUGGUUAAAAUGAAGGGUUAUUUUUGAAAAAUAAUAAAACCUCUUUAUAUGUUCUAAUAUAUAGAACAUAUAUCUUAGAUAUAUGUUCUUAGAUGCAAUUACUACAAAUCAAAUGUUCAGUGUGAGUACAAUAAAUAGUAUCUCACUGAGCGUGACACCCAAUUUAUAAGUGUCACCUUGUCCCUAACACCAAUAUAUUAAAAAAAUGUCUACGGCAUUUAUCACCUUCAAUUAUAUUCGUGCAGCAGGGAAUAGUUGUAAUAAAUAGAUCAGGGAAUGCAUUCCAUUGCUUGACUUUGUGGUAAAUGCUAAAGUAACAAUUGCCUCUGAAAGCAAAUUGAUGCUCUUGAUUGUAUUUUUAUACAUGAGUAUUCCUUUAUAAAAUAUUAGUUGUUGUAAAUAA
This is a messenger RNA of Equus caballus (horse), 2844 nucleotides long. It is a transcript of the gene C1GALT1C1, whose product is annotated as C1GALT1 specific chaperone 1. The record is from RefSeq and is a predicted model, not a curated record. Gene Ontology annotation, molecular function: N-acetylgalactosaminide beta-1,3-galactosyltransferase activity. NCBI's taxonomy places the organism in Eukaryota, Metazoa, Chordata, Mammalia, Perissodactyla, Equidae.